UGAUCACAUUCAUCCUAGGGAAUUCGUACCUGUACCAAACACAUCUCAGUUCUUCUUGUCACAAAAAGAAAUUUCUUGUCUAAACUUUUCUGCCACCUGCUGGGGAGGUAAAGCUGGGGAUUUAGGUAGCCGAGUUCCGAGGCCCCUGAGCCGGCCCUGGGGUGUGUGUUCCAUUGAGCCUGGCCAGGGGCCUCCGCAAGCCGAGGGCUUGAGCAUGAGACCAGCAACCUGUCUGCCGUCUGACACAGCCCAGGGCACAUCCGUGUCCUUUUCCCACAUGCUGAAAAGGCAUCAGCCUUGGCAGGCGUACAUCCAAAGGGGAUUUUCAUUAGUGCCGUUUGUGAGGUGAGCCGCAGCAGUGCUCCAGGCCAACUGCUGAGUGAUCCAGGUUGCUGCUGCUUCAAGAGUGAGAAUCUUCUUCCCUUCUGGUUCUUCCUGGCUGUGCCCAGGGAGAUGAUAGAGCAGUACCACGAGGGGUCUCGGACCCGGAAAACUGGACAUACUUAUCAACACCACCCUUUGGUGUCCACUCCGUUCUCACCCAUCAGCCUUGCAAGCUGGUAUCUUCCCCCGUGGGGCUGUUUACUUAGUCCUACUCUGCUUCUGCUGAAAGGGUGAUGACCACAAGUCCUGUGUUCGGGGAACGGUGUCCCUUAGUGUGUGUGUGUGUGUGUAAGAGGGAGUGAGUGUGCAUGUGAGGGAAGAGGACCCUGGGGUGGCAGAGACCAUGCGGUACUCAGUCCCCAGCACCCAACACAGAGCCUGGUAUCCAGCAAGAUUGAUAAAUAUUAAUGGAAGUUGGGCACAGUGCUGCAGCUGAAGCAGGAGGAUCGCCUUGAGUUGGAGGCCAGCCUGGGCUGCACGGCGAGCCUGUCUCCAAUAAUAAAUACUGAAUACUUGUGCAAUGUAUGACUGUGCUGGCUGCCUGUGUCUGCCCAGUGGUCAGACCUGGACACCCCUGUGGGAGGCCGGCAACAGCGGUUUUCCGCCUGUCCGGCUGGCUCCACCCUCCCAUGACCUCCCCACCCCUUCGCAUUGUUCCUCUUCCCUGCCUGAGGUCCUGACUGAUUCAGCCCUUUCAGUCCUUUGUGGAACUUCGGCCCUUUGGAGGGGAGUUCUUCGGGGGAGGUCUGACCCCCAGCUUCUCAGUUCCGGUUCUGCCCAGUCCGCUCUGCACUGCCUGAGUCGCCGGAUUCCCCACAGGGAAGAGACAGUAGGGAAUCCCAGCACUUUCUGGCCUAGAUCCUAGGCUGCCCUCGGGGCUUCCCAACCCCUCCUCUAAACCUCUUUGCACUAGAAAGACCUGUCCAAGCAGGAGCUCGGACUACAUCUCCCGGCGUGCCUGGCAGCGUGGUGUUCUGUGUGUGCCGUCUGCAGUUGUUUCGGGCGGAGAUGCAGCGAGCUAUGAGCCUGGUGGCCCGUCUGGGCGUUCGCCGGCCAGCGCUCCCCACAGCUCUGAGUCGCUCACUCAGUUGUGCACAGGACGUGCUCCGCAGGACUCCGCUGUACGACUUCCAUCUAGCCCAUGGUGGGAGAAUGGUGGCGUUUGCAGGCUGGAGUCUGCCCGUGCAGUACGGAGACAGCCACGUGGAUUCACACCUGCACACACGCCGGCACUGCUCGCUGUUCGACGUGUCCCACAUGCUGCAGACCAGAAUAUUUGGUUGUGACCGAGUGAAGCUGAUGGAGAGCCUAGUGGUCGGAGACAUUGCAGAGCUAAGGCCAAACCAGGGAACACUGACGCUGUUCACCAAUGAAGCUGGAGGCAUCUUGGAUGACCUGAUCGUCACCAAUGCUUCUGAGGGAUACCUGUAUGUGGUGUCCAAUGCUGGCUGCUGGGACAAGGACUUGGCCCUCAUGCAGGACAAGGUCAGGGAGCUUCAGAACAAGGGCAGUGACGUGGGCCUAGACGUGGUGGAUAAUGCUCUGCUAGCCCUGCAAGGCCCCACUGCAGCCCAGGUGCUACAGACGGGUGUGGCGGAGGACCUGAAGAAACUGCCCUUCAUGACCAGUGCUGUGAUGGAAGUGUUCGGUGUAUCCGGCUGUCGAGUAACCCGCUGUGGCUACACAGGAGAGGAUGGUGUGGAGAUUUCAGUGCCAGUAGCUGGGGCAGUCCAUGUGGCAACGGCUCUGCUGCAAAACCCGGAGGUGAAACUGGCAGGACUGGCGGCCCGGGACAGUCUGCGCCUGGAAGCAGGCCUCUGUCUAUAUGGAAACGACAUUGAUGAACAUACCACACCUGUGGAGGGCAGCCUCAGUUGGACAUUGGGGAAGCGCCGCCGAGCUACCAUGGACUUCCCAGGAGCCACGGUCAUCGUUCCCCAGCUGAAGGGCAAGGUGGAGCGGAAGCGUGUGGGGCUGACGUGUGAGGGGGCCCCAAUGCGGGCGCACAGUCCCAUCCUGUGCACCGACGGCACCGUGAUUGGUACUGUGACCAGUGGCUGCCCAUCACCCUGCCUGAAAAAGAAUGUGGCGAUGGGGUAUGUACCCUCCAAGUACGGUCGGCCAGGGACACAGCUGCUGGUGGAGGUGCGGCGGAAGCAGCAGAUGGCCAUCGUCAGCAAAAUGCCCUUUGUGCCCACGAACUACUACACUCUCAAGUGAAGACGGCCGGGGCAGGGGCCUCCCCUCCAGGAGCCUUGCCUUGCGGCAUAUUCUGUGGAGCUUGGUCAAGGCCAGGCAGAACUAUCUGUGGGGCAAGCAGCUGAGUAUAGCACGGCCUCCCCGCAACACAAGCCCCUCUAACUUUAGGACCACAUUUCUGAUCGACAGACCAGGUCACUCAAUGCCCCGUUCUGGUCCCUGAUUCCACUGACCACACUCUGCCAGGUGCUGGUAUAGAGCGAAUGCUCGCCUUUGUGAGUGGGUAACAUCUGGCCAAGCUACCUCAUUGUGGUUUCUCACCUUUCAAAGGAGGGCAGCGUAGCCUGAAGUCAUCUCCUCUACCUUGCUUUCCACAAAUGCAGACCGUGGCCUCUCCCCCAGGCAGGAAUAUUCCUGACUCACCAGAGCACUGACUCAAGUUAUUCCUGUGUGUAAACGGGGACGGCUGAGCAGAUGUGGACCCAUUCUCCUUUGCCGUUGGCCUAGCCUGCUGCCCAGCUGCAGAUCAUGGCAUGCUCACCACAUGGGCUGACUUCUGCCCCUGGAGCCUAUAACUGGACUUUACCGUUACCUGAAAAAAUUAAACAAGGUUCCUUCCUUCUUACUUA
Molecule: messenger RNA, 3212 nt
Organism: Chinchilla lanigera (long-tailed chinchilla)
Lineage: Eukaryota; Metazoa; Chordata; Mammalia; Rodentia; Chinchillidae
Gene: Amt
Product: aminomethyltransferase
Exons: 9
Coding region: 1393-2604 (403 amino acids)
Biological process (GO): glycine catabolic process
Cellular component (GO): mitochondrion
Molecular function (GO): protein binding; aminomethyltransferase activity
Source: RefSeq, a predicted model, not a curated record